AUGGGUUAUCUUAGUGCAAUGUGUGCCCAAAAAGAAGGCGUGGUUGUGGUGAGAAGCGAGGACAAUGAGCUAUUACCUACAAUGAUCGUCAUGGGUUGGAGGAUUUGUAUUGACUGCCGGAAGUUCAACAAGGAAACGAAGAAAGACCAUUUCCCCUCCCAUUCAUCAUCAUGUUUGAUCGAUUGGUGUAUGUUAUUCAUUUUAUCAGACAUGGUGGAAGACUUCUUAGAAACCUUUAUGGUUGAUGUCACUGUCUCAGGAAUUGUGAAAGGGCAUAGGAUUUCACAAAAGGAAAUAAAGGUGGACAAUGCCAAAGUUGAAGUGAUCGAGAAACUGCCUCCACCCACCACCGUGAAAGCAAAAUCAGCCCUUCGUGAUUGA
Hibiscus syriacus is the source of this 381-nucleotide messenger RNA. RefSeq lists its product as uncharacterized. The transcript has 4 exons. The coding region runs from base 1 to 381 and encodes 126 amino acids. NCBI's taxonomy places the organism in Eukaryota, Viridiplantae, Streptophyta, Magnoliopsida, Malvales, Malvaceae. The record is from RefSeq and is a predicted model, not a curated record.